AUGAUUUCCACAAGGGUGACGGACAUUAAGCUUCGGGAUGCAGCGGAAAGCCUUGGGGAAGAUGGCACAGGAAAGAAAAAAUCCAAAUUCAAAACCUUCAAGAAGCUGUUUGGGAAGAAGAAGAGAAAAGAAUCCCCGUCAUCCACAGGAAGUAGCACUUGGAAACAAAACCAGGCCAAGAGCGAGGUCAUGGCCAUCGAGUCGGGGCCCGUGGGCUAUGACUCUGAGGAUGAACUUGAGGAGUCCAGAGGCACGCUGGGCAGCCGGGCCCUCUCACAUGACAGUAUUUUCAUUCCUGAGGCGGGGCAGGAUCCUGCUCGACCUGUGAGAGUGUUUUCCCAAGAAAAUGUGUGUGACCGGAUUAAAGCUCUGCAGUUAAAAAUACAAUGUAAUGUGCGAAUGGGACCACCACCUCCAGGAGGGAUUCCUGCCAAGCGGGCAGAGGACACCGGCAUGAGUUCUGAGGAUGACGGGCUACCCCGGAGCCCCCCAGAGAUGUCCCUUCUGCAUGACGUGGGCCCCAGCACCACCAUCAAGAUCUCUUUAGUGCCCUCAUCCCGGCCGCAGUCUCCAGACCACACGAAUGAUGCCACCGUCUCCUCCCGGACUUCAGACAAUAGCCUGGCACCCGUGGCUGAUUUCAGCUGCCCUCCAGAAUUCUCCUCCUGCCUAGACAACUCUGCUGCUAAGCACAAGCUCCUGGUCAAGCCUCGCAACCGUAAAAUGAGGCGACUGUCUUCGAGGGCCCAGUCUGAAUCACUGAGCGAUCUGAUAUGUACCCCAGAAGAGGAAGAAUAUAAUGAGAAGCUAUUUUACCAAGUCAGCAUGGAAGAGAGCAUCAGCUCUGGGCAUCAAGAGUCAAUGCUGGACAGAGAGCCUGAGCCAGGGGUACCAGUGAACCUGUUCCCACCCGGGGGACCCCGUGCCCGACGCGCCCGCCUGCAGCACUGCCCAGCGCUGAGUGCCAGCAUGGAGGAGGCGACCUGCCCUGGGGAUGAGCCCUCCAGCCGCCCGGCCACCCCAGAGGUCACCGAGCCCGUGGCAGGCCCCGGCCCUAGCUUGGAAGCCCCAUCGGAGUCAGAAGGUAUCCCUCACCCUAGUCCCCACAUAGAAAUCCAGGAGGAGGAGCCGUCCACCCCAAGCUCGCGUCCCCCCGCCGAGGACCUGGCUGAGGAGGCGGUUUCUGCUUCUGGAGAGGUGGAAGGUCCGUUAUCCACCUGUGCGUCUCCUGAGACUGUCACUGUCACCUUGGAGACGCCCCCUGAUUCCGAUGGGGCAGCACACAGUGUCCAGGAGGAGGAGGAGGCGCUGACGCUGGAGGUGCCUGGUCCUGAGGGCGCAGGGGACGAACCCUCCCCGGCCCCUGUCCCGCCUGCCCCGGCCCCGGCCCCGGCUCCCGGCCCAGACCCAGCCCCGGCCCCCGUCCCAGGUCCCAGCCCGACAGCGCCCAAGAGCUGCUUGAAGCACAAGGCCGCCGCCGCCGCCGCUGUGGACCAGGGGCCCGGCGGACGCCCCACGUCCCCCGCGGAGUCGCUCCCGGAGGAACCCAGUGCCCGAGCCCAGGACGCAGAGGCCGCGCCUGUGGAGCCCCCCAAGGCCAAGCAGGCCGAGACUCCCCACUCGGGUCCCGAGAGGGCAGCGCCGCAGGGACGGAAGAGCGAGCCCAGGGGCGCGAAGAAGUUCUCGGUGUCCUCGUGCCGCGCGCGUUUGCGGCCCGGCAGCGCCCGCCCGCCAGAGCGCCCCGGAUCCGGGCCCGCGGGGGGCCGUGCACCCCCGCUGCGGAGCGCGGCCUGGCGCAGCGAGGCGGCCCUGGACGACUUGCCGCUGCUGGUUCCCGAGCCCCAGCCCCAGCCCGGGAACUCGGAGCCUCUGAAACCCGCCGAGUGCGACUCUCAGGACCCCGGGGAACCUAGGGCCCCCCAGGCUGGACCAGGAAGUAGCCUCCAGGAUGCAGGGGCCACCCCUGGCUCCGGGGAGCCAUCUGCGAGGGACGACAGGAGCCCCUUCCCGGUCAAGCUGCGGUCCACCUCCCUCUCCCUCAAGUACCGAGAAGGCUCUUCUUCCCAGGAAGCAAAAGGAAUCAAGAGAUACAGUGCUGAGGUCAGGAUGGAAAGAGGAGGGCUGACUCUGCUCCCCAAAGACGAGCAGUGUCACACGGGGUCCGCCCCUGCGCUUCGAGGUGCCAGGUCCCCGAACAGCCAAGGAAAGGGGAAGGCCCGGUCUCCCGAGCAGCCCAGCUCUAAGCCACCCCUGCCCAGGAAGCCGCUUCUGCAGAGCCUCACCCUUCCCUACCCGCCUGCAGGCCUGGACACCAGCCCAGGAGAGCCAGAGAAAGUCAUCCCACAGCGCGACCCCAGGAGGGAGAGCAGGAUGGCAGAGAAGAAGUCGCCUCACAGGGGAGCUGAAAAGGGUCUGCCUUCUGCAGUAACAGGUUCUACAGUGGAUGGACAGCCCAACCCACCCUGGAUCACCAUGGCCCGGCAGAAGCGGCGGGGUGCUCCAGACCAGCCCCCCCACCAGGAAGACAAGCCUGGAGUGCAGAUCACAAAGCCAGAGACAGGAAAGCAAGCCAAGCCACCAGAGAAAGCCCAGGAGCCCGUGAAGCAGGCUGAUUUUGUCCGCAGCAAGUCUUUCCUGAUGACCCCAGCUAAGCCCGCCGUGACCCAAAGGCAGGGGGCAAAGCUCAGUCUCAAGGAGGGGCUGCAAAGAGGAAUCUCACUGUCACAUCAGAACUUGGCUCAGGCUGCAGCGAUGACGGAGAAGGAGUUGCAUCAGCUAAAGAGAGCCAGUUAUGCCAGUGCAGACCAGCCAUCCUGGAUGGAACUUGCCAGAAAGAAAUCUCAAGCUUGGAGUGACAUGCCUCAAAUCAUAAAAUAGAUUGGCAGGUGUGCUUGUGAAGAAGGUCCACUGUGUUGACAGACCACUUAGUUUAAAACUGCCAAUAAAUCAUGGCAGACAGACUGUGAAACUUCAGAUUGAUUUUAUCACCAAGGUACUAAGAACUUGGGAAGAGGAAAGAUCCAAGCAAAAUAAUGAGAACAAUCACAUAGCCAUAACCCUGGGCUGGAGGGGCCUCAGACAAGAACAGCAUUGAAAAAGUCAGGAAUGGGUAGGUAUGAAAGUGAGCCUUUUAGAAGUCCCUUGGCAAAGAGUCCUUGGACAGGGCAGACAUGGAACGGAAGCAGGAAUGCAUAAAUUGGACGCCCUUGGAAGACCAGAACAAGCCAGUAUCUGCGCUGCCACUUGCAAUGAGCCUGGGUCUCUGGCCACUGUCUUGCCCGUGGACCCCGUCAUCUUUUUGUGUUUACUACUAGGCAUGACAUGUAUGGUAAAACAGAGAUGCUGUUCCUAAGAGCAGCCAUAAAGCAAUCGGAUUUCCUGUAGAUAGCUGCUUGGAGGAGAGGAAGGAAC
Molecule: messenger RNA, 3411 nt
Organism: Dipodomys ordii (Ord's kangaroo rat)
Lineage: Eukaryota; Metazoa; Chordata; Mammalia; Rodentia; Heteromyidae
Gene: Cracdl
Product: KIAA1211-like ortholog
Exons: 9
Coding region: 1-2877 (958 amino acids)
Source: RefSeq, a predicted model, not a curated record